UCUGGCAGUAUGGCCGAAGUUUUUCGUGACGAAACAUUGGCCCAGGAAGAAAAUGGAUUUACUAGGAUCAAUUAUGGGCUCAAUGGAAAAACCACCGUCAUUAAAUGAUGCAGAAAGGAAAAAAGUCAAAGCUCAGAAAGCAAUGAUUGAAAAACAGCAAGAAGCUGAUAAGAAAAAGUUGAUUGUAUUUAGAGAAAAGAUACAGAAAAGGAUACAUGAAUUCAUCAAAGAUCCAAAGAAACAGAAGUACAAGUUUGAAGUGAUGGACAAAGUCUACAGAGCUAUUGUCCAUGAAGUGACAGAUGUGGCUGGGUUGACAUCAUUUUCCUUUGGAGUAGAAGAACAGGAUAGAUAUGUGAUGUGUUGGAAAAAGGAAUUUGCUCCUACUGAUGAAGAAUUACAGGCUUACAGGAAAGGGGAGGAAUGGGACCCAGAAAAAGCCAAAUUAGCAGCUAAACAAAAGGAAUUAGAUAGAUUACAGGCAGAGGCAGAUUCAAAUAAAAAGACAGAGAAAAUUAUUCCAGCAUCAAAUUAUAAAGAUAAAUAUAAACAUCUGAUUGGAGAUGAAUCAGCCAAAGAUGGAGCUAAACAGACACUAGCUAACAGAUCAUAUGGUUUUGUUCCCAGUGAAAACAAACGUGAUCGUAGAACAGUAGAGCAAGUAUUAGCAGACACCCGUGCCAAAAAGAAGUUAAAAACAGAAAGUGCAUCAACAACAGAAUUAUCUUCCCAAAAUGCACCAACAGAGACUACUACCUCUUCCUGUCCAGAAUUACCUUGAUGAAUAUAACAUAGUUACUUUUUAUAAAUGUUGUUUGUUUUUUUAACUUUGUUUUAAGGUUUUAACUUGUUUUAAGUAGUUCAUGGUGUCCUAAUGAUAAAUAUACUUGCAGCAGGAUAGACAUUUUAGUAUGUCUUCUCUCGUAUCUUUCAGGUUUCAAUCAUAAAAGAAUAAUAAGAGAUAAAGUUUCAGGAAAAGAGGUCAAUUUUCAGUUUAAAUUUCAUACCAAUAGGUGCAGAAUUCCAUGAGUUACUAUAAAAGAUUCUCAGAAGGGUUUUAUUUCCCUACAAAUAUUUUAUACUCUCAAUAUUUCUAAACGAGUUCUGAAGCAUUUUUCAACUAACUUUUCAAAACAUGUGAUUUACUUUUUUCAAAAGGCUACACAUACUUAAUAUGGUUUUAUAAUUGUUGAAUAAGUGUACAUAAGGGCUGUUCCAAAAUUGUUCGGGGGGAUGGAAGCACUCAUAUUAAUAAAUUGUGGGUGGUUGCAUUUUCUUUAGAAUUUCGAAGUAUUUUCAAAAAAAUGAAAUUUUUAUGUUAUGGGUGGUUGGGGUCUAAAAAAAAAGUGUCUCCCAUGCCCCACAUGUGUUAAAUAUUAACCCUUUCGCCGAUGAGUCCCGGUUUACCGGGAUUCACGCUUCAGACAGCUGACGAUGAGUCCCAUUUUAACGGGAUUGGAAUACCUCUUUUAUAUUUCCCGCUCAGAACAGUCCAAACACGAGUUAUCUUUCUUUGUUGAAUACCCGGAUGAAAGUGUAAACAUGGCGCUUCCGUUUGUUGAAAACCGUGUCAAAAUCAGAGGAAAUUUACGGAAUUUACGAGAAUUUAAAAUGAGGGAACAUUUUUUUUGAAAGAAUAUGGAAGAAUUGAAGCUAAACUAGUAUACUUUUUAUACGACCGCAAAAAAAUUUUUGUGGUCGUAUAUUGGUAUGGCGGCGUCGUCGUCGUCGUCGUCGUCGUCGUCGUCGUCCGGCGUCGUCGUCCGAAUACACAUUAGUUUUCGCACUCUAACUUUAGUUUAAGUGAAUGGAUCUCAAUGAAAUUUUACCAUAAGGUUCAAUACGACAAAAGGAAGGUGGGGAUUGAUUUUGGGGGUUAUGGUACUAACAGUUAAGGAAUUAGGGGCCAAAAAGGGGCCAAAAAUAAGCAUUUUUGUAACUUCCAGACAUAACUUGUGUGUAAGUAUAUGGAUCUCUCUGACAUUGUACCACAAGGUUCCAUAUCACAAAGGGAAUGCUGGGAUUGAUUUUGGGGGUAAUUGCCUCCAAAUUUUAGGAAUUAGGGGCCAAAAAGGGGCAAAAAACAAGCAUUUUUCUAGUUUCAUGACAAUAACUUGUGUGUAAGUGUAUGGAUCUCUCUGACAUUGUAUCACAAGGUUCCAUAUCACAAAGGGAAUACUGGGAUUGAUUUUUGGGGGUAAUUUCCUCCAAAUUUUGGGAAUUAGGGGCCAAAAAGGGGCAAAAAACAAGCAUUUUUCUAGUUUCAGGACAAUAACUUGUUUGUAAGAGUAUGGAUCUUUAUGAAAUUGUACUGCAAGGUUCCAUAUCACAAAGGGAAAGCUGGGUUGGAGUUUGGGGGUAAUUGCCCUAAACGUUUAGGAAUUAGGGGCCAAAAAGGGACAAAAAAACAAGCAUUUUUCUAGUUUCCAGACAAUAACUUGUGUUCAAGUGAAUGGAUCUCUCUAAAAUUGUACUGCAAGGUACCAUACCACAAAGGGAAAGCUGGGAUUGAGUGUGGGGGCGAUGAAUCAUAAGGGGGUUCAAAAAAUUUGGGGGGGGAUUUUUUUUUCCUUUUUUUUCUUUAAAAUUUUCCAUUUUAAAUUGCUUAUUUCUGAUUUAUAUAUAAAAGCAAAUAAUAAUGAUAUGGUUUGAAUAGCAUACAUGUGAACCUCCCGACAGGUGUACAAUAAUCCUGUUUUCAGGAGGCUCCUCCUGACCUCUGGUUGAAGAGGAAAAUUAUAAUCCCGUGUAUGAAAUUUUUCAUGAAUGAAAAAUUUCUGCCCAACAUAUCAUCUCAGGCAUCUGGUGUAACUCACAUUACCUGAAGUUAUAUUUUACCUGUAAAUCAAUUAACAUGCAUAAUUAUAUGGCUUCACUUGUCAGCUUGGGUGUCAAACAUACUGGUAAUCAAUGAUUUUUUACCUCAGGCUAACUGCCGUUGUGUAACAAAAACUGUGUAUUUAUUGGGUUACUUCCCUUGAUUUAUCCUGUUUUAAGAUACUUUCCUUUUAAUAAUGAAAAUUUUUAAAAGAAUAUAAAUAAAAUAUAAAUUGAACAAAUAAUCAUAAAAGGAUGGUAAAUAAAUGAUUUUAAAUGUCUUAGGACAAAUAAAAAAAUAAUAAUUUGAAAAUUAUUUGAGGAUUCUAUACUUCCUUUCAAGGCUUAAAUUGAAAUUUAUAUAAUAACUAUGACCCUGGUUUUACAGUUAGAAUGAUUUUCUGAGUAUGCAAACAAAAGCUAUUUGCAGAUAGUUAAACAAAAGUUCUGGUUGCAAUAAAUGUUUUAUAGAAUAUGAAGUAAAAAAUUUAAAGAACAUACUGAAAAAAAAAAAUUUAGAUUGAACAUGUAAAAUAUAAAGAUGGAGAAACUUUAUAAGUACAAGGGUACUAUAAACAUAAUAAAUUGGAUGGAAAGUUGAAGAAAACACACUUUAAAAGACCAUUUUUACAGCACACGGUUACAUUUACGACAAAAUUUAUGUCGAUUAAAAACCUCCUGAUCUGAGUCCUAAUCUCCUGACCAAAAUUUCCCAAUCUCCUGAUCUGAGUUUCACAGUCCAUCACAUUAUGAAUAGGUAAAUUAAAAAAUUAUAAGUUCUUAGACCACUUUCAUUCUGUGUCAGAAACCUAUGCUGUGUCAAAUAUUUAAUUACAAUCCAAAUUCAGUGCUGUAUCAAGCUUGAAUGUUGUGUCCAUACUUGCCCCAACUGUUCAGGGUUUGACCUCUGCGGUCGUAUCAAGCUGCGCCCCAGCCGGAGCAUUUUAUUUGACAUAAAAUGUCGUUUUAUGUACAAAACACUUGGAAUGAACAUCGUUCAGUGUAAGGAAUUUGUACAGCUUCAUUAAAUUUUUCAAAAUUUUGCCGUUUUGGGUUAAAAAAUUACGAUUUUGGGUCAAAAAGUAGAAUUUUAAGAAUUUCACCUAGAUAAUGCCGAAAAUUUGAAAAUUUGAAUAUUUUAUGAAGAAAAAAUUAUCAAAACAUGAACAAAACUGUGCACAUGGUGUUAGUGAAUGAAAUAAAGACACAAAAUACUACAGACAAGUUUUUAUUGACAUUUAUUAUGAAGAUCUCCCACUUGAGUAAUAGUAGCCAGGGAAGCCAUCGUCUCAGAGUAGCUUCUGUCUGGGCAGCUAUCGGUGAAAGGGUUAAAACAGCCCUAAUGAAAAUAUUGUUUCCAUACUAAUUUGUUUUGGGAAGAAAAUCAUGCAAUAUAAUGUGUAAUGUUAGUUUUGAAUGCAUUUUUUAUAGAGUCAUUUAUCACACUACAUACUCGCCUGUAUUCAUUUUCAUAAUUUCAUAAUGUAACUAUAUUACUGUAAAUCUAGAAACUAUUGCACACAUAUAAUAUUGGGAUUGUUUAAUAAUCAAAGAAUAAAAACGUGGGAUUAUUGAUCAAAGAUAAAAAUUGUGGGAUUCUUAAAUAUGAUUUUCAGGAAAUGAUGUACAUAUAAAAGGAGUUUCUAAGUUGUUUGAUUGUACCGAUUGACCUGGGGUCAUUCGGGAAAAUAUGUCAUAGGAUAUUGUGAAGUGAAGAUAUUUGCUUUGUGAUGUCAAAUUUUUCUGGGAAAAAGCACCAGUUGAAAGAUCAUGUAUUUGGUGUUGAAUUUUAAAACUUCCAAUUUUACUUCCAUACAUUGACACAUUGCAAUAAUGAAAAUGUCAUUAGAAUUUCUGAAUUUACAGUAAUUAUAUAUGUAAUACAUUUUUAUUGUCCCAAAACAAAGUUGUCGGGGUAUAUAUAUAGCUUUACCCUUAUCUGUCAUUCCGUCAUUCCACAAUGAACAAUGAUACAGACUUUUUUUCUAAACUCCUCCACAUAUUGAGCUGAUUUUUAGUAUGUGAGUCUACUAUGAUGAGUUACAGAUUGAGUUUACGUUUGGUUCUGCUCCACUGAUUUGUGCCGAAAUUACGGGUAAAAUUUCGUGAAAAUAACAGUUAUACAGACUUUCAUUCUCAAAUUUCCACUCCUUUUUGGCCAGCAGGUCCAUUCGUGUCAUUCCGACACACCUAGUUUUUUCAAGGAAAUUUUUAAUCAUAUCCCCUAAGUGAUGGAAAUUUGUUAUUAAUCUUGACAUUUUUGAUGCAUUUUUAGUUAUCUCCCAUGUAAAAUGUGUUGAAUUAUAACUUUUAAGAAAGCAGAAAAUGUUAUGUAUUAGAUGUAUACAUGUAUAUGCAUAAAUCAAGUUGUUUAAACACAACAAUAAAUUGCUGUGAAGUUGUUUUAACUAACAAGCAGUAAGUAGAAUGAAAUGUGUUCUUGAAAAUAAGUUUGCUUACCUAUGUUAAAUAGGUCAAAAUCAGGUCA
This is a messenger RNA of Mytilus californianus (California mussel), 5305 nucleotides long. Its product is annotated as sperm-associated antigen 7 homolog. NCBI's taxonomy places the organism in Eukaryota, Metazoa, Mollusca, Bivalvia, Mytilida, Mytilidae. The transcript has 7 exons. The coding region runs from base 53 to 781 and encodes 242 amino acids. The record is from RefSeq and is a predicted model, not a curated record. Gene Ontology annotation, molecular function: nucleic acid binding.